Messenger RNA from Epithele typhae, 1533 nucleotides. RefSeq names its product plasma-membrane choline transporter-domain-containing protein. Gene Ontology annotation, molecular function: transmembrane transporter activity. The record is from RefSeq and is a predicted model, not a curated record. The transcript is spliced from 18 exons. Gene Ontology annotation, biological process: transmembrane transport. The coding region runs from base 1 to 1533 and encodes 510 amino acids. Gene Ontology annotation, cellular component: plasma membrane. Lineage: Eukaryota; Fungi; Basidiomycota; Agaricomycetes; Polyporales; Epitheliaceae.
AUGUCCAGCCAGUGGAGCGGUAAUCCCUAUACGCCUGUCUACACGCCUGGUCCUUCAGCCCCCUAUGCGCAACAGUACGCUCCUCAAACUUCCAAUGGCUAUGACGGGGAUGUCAAGAAUCCUUACGAAGGAGACCGCUUCAAGCCCAAGAAGAGGAUCAAUGACCCCAUCUUCCUCAUACUGUUCAUAGCCCAACUCGUGGGCUUUGUAGUCAUCUCGGUCAUUGUGAUCUCGAGCUUCGUGUCGAACGGAGGACUUGGCGGAGGUGUUGGUGGCGGGAACACUGGGACAUCGGUUACUCUCGACUAUCAUACAGUGAUCCUCCUGCUCAUCGUGGCAGCGGCUGGCCUAAUCCUCGCGACGGUCUACCUCAUCUUAGUACGCACGUUCACGAAGGCGAUCAUGCACAUUACUCUCGUCGCGUCCAUCGCUCUCAAUAUUGGUAUCGCUGUUUACUACUGGAUCACGAAGUAUUGGUCUGGAGCUAUCAUCUUCACCAUCAUCGCCAUAUUCUCGGUCUUAGCGUAUUUCGGGUACCGUGCGCGGAUUCCGAUGGCGGCCCUACUUCUCCAAGUUGUGAUGGACAUCACCAAGCACCACAAGUCGGUUUACUUCGUGGCGUUCACGUCGCUCAUCCUCCAGACCGCCCUGAGCGUAUGGUACACCUUCGUCGUGGUCGCGAGCUAUGUGAGGUACACGCCUGGCAGUUCGGCGUGUACGAGUGACAACAGCUGCUCUUCCGGGAAGGUCACAGGGUUCAUCAUCUUCUCGACGUUCUCGUUCUUGUGGACCUCUCAGGUCAUCAGCAAUGUCGCGCUUGCCACUCUCGCUGGCGGUCCCUUUGGCUGCUGGUACUACUUCGGUCCCCGGCAGGCAGGUGAAAUGCCUAAGCACCCUACGUUCACGUCAUUCGUCCGUGCUUCGACCCUGUCCCUCGGGUCGAUCGCGUUUGGGUCGCUGAUCGUCACGAUUCUGGAACUCAUCCGCAUGCUACUCAACAUAGCCAGGAACAACGCAAAUGCAGAGGGUCAUCCCGUUGAAGCUUGUUUGGCUCUCUGUGCGGAAUGUUUCAUCGGUUGCAUUGAGGGCAUGGUGGAGUACUUCAACCGCUACGCCUACAUCGAGAUUGCGUUGUACGGAAAGUCCUAUAUUGAGGCUGCCAAGGACACUUGGAGGUUGUUCAAGGACCGAGGAAUUGACGCGAUCAUUAACGACUCGUUGGUGGGCAUGACCCUCACAUGGGGCGCAUACAUCACCGGAUUGCUCUGCUCCCUACUUGGGUAUCUAUACCUUCGCCUUACACAUCCGUCAUACAACAAUAACGGCCAGUACACAGCUCCGGUUAUGCUCUUCGCGUUCCUCAUUGGUCUGCAGUGCACACUCACGUUGAGCUCGGCGAUCGAGGCUGGCGUAUCGACGAUCUUUGUUGGCCUAGGCGAGGAUCCGGGGGUGCUCGCUAUCCGCGCCCCCGAGCUAUUUGGCCUCAUCGCAUCCACUUACCCCCAAGCUGUGGAGGGAGUCCCGCGAGCUUGA